AUGCGCGCCUUCACUCUUAUUACCGCUGUAUCGGCGCCCCUCGUGGUGUUAGCCGCUCCGAUUAUUACUGAGCGUCAAGGAACUUCUAAGUUUUGCACACGGAUCACACCAUCACCUUCGGCAGAAGAGACCGAAAAGAGAUUUAACGAGUUCGCGGACCUUUUCCUUGUUAAGAAGGAUGUUUAUAAGGCCUUCGAGUACAUCCUUCCCGAAUACAUCAACCACAACCCCCUGGCUCAGAACGGAGCUCAGAACGCUUUAGAUAUCCUUGCCCCAAUUUGGGGGAGCCAGUCGAUAACAGUGUUACGAACUAAGUUCGAGGGCGAGAUGUCCUGGCUUAACUACAGGAACUCAAUGGGCGAGAUUGUUGACCGAUACCGCUGGGAAGAUGGUUGUAUUAUCGAGCACUGGGACCAAGGGGAGAAGUUUCCGACGUCUUGA
Messenger RNA from Daldinia caldariorum, 441 nucleotides. RefSeq lists its product as uncharacterized. The transcript is spliced from 3 exons. Bases 1 to 441 code for a protein of 146 amino acids. Lineage: Eukaryota; Fungi; Ascomycota; Sordariomycetes; Xylariales; Hypoxylaceae. The record is from RefSeq and is a predicted model, not a curated record.